This is a messenger RNA of Hyaloscypha bicolor E, 385 nucleotides long. RefSeq names its product putative 60S ribosomal protein L30. The coding region runs from base 53 to 385 and encodes 110 amino acids. Gene Ontology annotation, molecular function: structural constituent of ribosome; RNA binding. NCBI's taxonomy places the organism in Eukaryota, Fungi, Ascomycota, Leotiomycetes, Helotiales, Hyaloscyphaceae. Gene Ontology annotation, cellular component: cytosolic large ribosomal subunit. The record is from RefSeq and is a predicted model, not a curated record. The transcript has 3 exons.
CGCCGGAGCGACCACCACAUUCAAGAUCAUCCAACAAUCUUGACACGCAACGAUGGCACCUACCAAGAAGACCAAGAAGACCGCCGACAGCAUCAACUCGCGCCUGGCGCUUGUGAUGAAGUCUGGUAAAGUCACUCUCGGAUACAAGUCUACUCUCAAGACUCUCCGUUCCGGAAAGGCUAAGCUCGUCAUCAUUGCCGGCAACACCCCUCCUCUCCGCAAAUCAGAGCUGGAAUACUAUUCCAUGCUUUCCAAGACCAAUGUGCACCACUUCGCUGGCAACAACAUUGAACUCGGAACUGCUUGCGGUAAACUUUUCCGUUGCUCUACGAUGGCUGUGUUGGAUGCUGGUGACUCCGAUAUCUUGAGUGGACAGACUGCUUAA